Molecule: messenger RNA, 2054 nt
Organism: Plodia interpunctella (Indianmeal moth)
Lineage: Eukaryota; Metazoa; Arthropoda; Insecta; Lepidoptera; Pyralidae
Gene: Kcmf1
Product: Potassium channel modulatory factor 1
Exons: 9
Coding region: 196-1311 (371 amino acids)
Biological process (GO): synaptic signaling
Cellular component (GO): plasma membrane
Molecular function (GO): zinc ion binding
Source: RefSeq, a predicted model, not a curated record
UAAAGUUGCAACACUGAUUCAUUUAUGUGACGUCAUUAUGGCCUGGUUGGGUUAGGUUUGCUUGGAAAUUUUUGUUAAAAUCUUGUUUAUUGUAUGUUGUGCUACUUAUUUUAGAUUAGUAAUAUAAAUACCUCAUAGAGUAGCAGAAAUCCUGGUGCCAAGAAGUGUUUGUUUCGACGACAUUUUCUGGCGAAAAUGAAUCGCCAUGAAGGAGUCAGCUGUGAUUCUUGUUUGAAAAAUAACUUUAGAGGACGAAGAUACAAGUGUUUAAUUUGCAUCGACUACGAUUUAUGCGCUGCAUGCUACGAAUCUGGCGCUACCACUAAUCAACAUACAACAGAGCAUCCAAUGCAAUGUAUUCUCUCAAGGAGUGACUUUGAUUUAUACUAUGGAGGUGAGGCACUGGCCUUGGAACAGCCUCAAGCAUAUACUUGCCCGUACUGCAACCGCAUGGGGUUUACAGACACAGCUCUCAUGGAACAUGUCACUGCCGAGCAUGCCGACACCACCCUGGCUGUGGUCUGCCCUGUAUGCGCCUCAAUGCCUGGAGGGGAACCAAAUUUUGUGACUGAUGACUUUGCUGGACAUCUCACCCUGGAACACCGGACUGGACCCAGAGAUUUAAUAUCAUUUCUCGAUGAGCCGAGCGGCAUCCGGCACGGCGGCGUGCGCCGCAUGCCGCACUCCGGCCGCGGCGUCAGUCGCCCAAGACGCACCAAUAUGCAGUUCAGCACGAGCGGCGGCAUAGCCUCGCUGUCGCCGUCGUCGCGCGACGCGGUGGUGGACCCGAUCGCGGAGUUGCUGUCGCAGCUGUCGGGUGUGCGGCGCGGGCCUGGCCAGCCCGGCACGCCCAGCCAGCUGCAGCAGCUGCAGAUGCAGCUGCAGCUGGAGCGACAGCAGGCCACGGCGGCGCGGCAGCAGCUGGAGCGACUGCCGCGGCGCGGCUGCGCGUCGUCGUCGGGGAGCGCGGCGGGCGCGGCGCCGGCGCAGCAGCCGCCGCCCGUCGCCGCGCCCGCGCCCGACCAGCCCUCCGCCUUCCUGCUGCAGGGCUUCCUAGGAGUAACAAACAGCCGCGCGGCGGAGGAAGCCUCGUCGCGCGCGGCGCUGCUGCGCGGGCUGAUGCUGGCGUCGCUGGGACGAGCGCCGCCGCCCCCUCCCGCGCAGCCCGCGCCGCCGCCCGCGCCUCCGCCCCCCGCGCACCGCGCACCGCCCGCCUUGCCCCGCGCUAAGCCGCAGCCGAGGACCAAAGGAGCCGACGAGUCCGUGUUCGCCGACAAGGAAGACGUUUGUUCGCCAGUAACCAGGAAAUGAUGUCGGCAGGAGGCGGCGGCGCGCGCGCUGGCGCCGGCGCGGCUGCCCGAGCGCAGCUAGGGGCGCCGCAGGGGCUCGCCCGCACCCGCAUCCGCACCCAGGCGGUAGAUGAAACUAUUUAAUGUUUACUCGUUAGAUAUUACGGUAGUCUAUGUAUUAUUUAUCCGAGGAACGGUCGCAGCCUGGAGUCGCGGCCGCAGUGAUGUACAUACCGCCGGUCUGACCGGACCGCGCCGAACUGGACUUGUCCUCGUUGUUUUUCGCUAACACUUAUUAGUGGACGCUUAUGUUUGUUUUGUUGGCUUUCCAAAUAUCAGUGUGAUUUCCUUUCUCGUAGUAAAUAAUAGCUAUGGAAUGUUUUAAGUAACUUAAUUACCGUAAAUACAAAAUAAUGAUCAUCGAAUAGGCAAUUUUUGUAAAUGAUUACAGACAAGAGGAGCCCCGACCGACAAUGACCAAUUUCGUUUUUAUAAAAUAAUCCAGCUUGCUUCUCCACAUGUAUCUUAGAAAUGUCGACCAGUGGCAGGAUUGUUAGUAAAUCACGUUUAUUUGUAUUGUAUUUUGUAGGUACACUCUUGAUUGUAAAUAUAACAUCGGGGCUCCUCUCCAUUCAUUUGUAAUUGAUACACAGAUGCUACUACCACAAAAAUUCACUAGCUAUUCAAAAUGCUUAUUAGUUUGAUUAUUAUACUCCAACAUUACAAAAUGUUUGUAUGUACCCUAAUUAAAUUCUAUAAUAUUAA